Psammomys obesus (fat sand rat) is the source of this 5054-nucleotide messenger RNA. RefSeq names its product BCL2 like 11 (gene Bcl2l11). The coding region runs from base 220 to 807 and encodes 195 amino acids. The transcript has 4 exons. NCBI's taxonomy places the organism in Eukaryota, Metazoa, Chordata, Mammalia, Rodentia, Muridae. Gene Ontology annotation, biological process: meiosis I. The record is from RefSeq and is a predicted model, not a curated record.
CACCGGGUCAGCAGCCCGCUGGCGCUCCCGCGGUCCUGGUCGCCGUCGCCUCCGCCGCCGGAUUCCCGCAGCCGCUACGCGUGAGCCGGACUCCGCCUGGAUCUGCACAACCCUCCGCAGCUCCUGCCGCCACCCUCCUCGGCGCCCUUCCCCUGGCCCUCGUCCCCCCAAUGUCUGACUCUGAUUCUCGGACUGAGAAACGCAAGAAAAAAAGACCAAAUGGCCAAGCAACCUUCUGAUGUAAGUUCUGAGUGUGACAGAGAAGGUGGACAAUUGCAGCCUGCUGAGAGGCCUCCCCAGCUUAGGCCUGGGGCCCCUACCUCCCUACAGACAGAACCGCAAGGUAAUCCCGACGGCGGCGAAGGGGACCGCUGCCCCCACGGCAGCCCUCAGGGCCCGCUGGCCCCACCGGCCAGCCCUGGCCCUUUUGCUACCAGAUCCCCACUUUUCAUCUUUGUGAGAAGAUCUUCUCUGCUGUCCCGGUCCUCCAGUGGGUAUUUCUCUUUUGACACAGACAGGAGCCCGGCACCCAUGAGUUGUGACAAGUCAACACAAACCCCAAGUCCUCCUUGCCAGGCCUUCAACCAUUAUCUGAGUGCAAUGGCUUCCAUAAGGCAGUCUCAGGAGGAACCUGAAGACAUGCGCCCGGAGAUAUGGAUUGCGCAGGAGCUGCGGCGGAUCGGAGAUGAGUUCAACGAAUCUUACACUAGGAGGGUAAACAAUUACCGAGAGGCCGAAGACCACCCUCAGAUGGUUAUCUUACAACUGCUACGCUUCAUUGUGCGUCUAGUAUGGAGAAGGCAUUGACAGGGUCUUCACGCAGCCGGGAUAAAUGGUGGACAUUGCUCUUGUUCAGACCGGUGGUACCGCAGCCCCGGACCUCCUGGUGCCAUGACGAUGCAGCCAGUGGUUCUAACUCAGCGGCGCGAUGAGGGCCGACCGCACACAUGUGAACUCAAGCUUCCUGUUCAUCACCACAUGGCAGAAUUGCCGGUAGACAAUUGUUGUGAAUGUAAGAGAGGGCGCUUCUCUUUUUAAUGUACAGAUGCUGGGUCUUUGGAGAAAAGCUUAUGCAAGAAAGGUGUUUACAUGUGGUGUGUUUAAUAUUUUUUUUUUAAAUCCACUUUCUUUGGUAACUUUUAUUUUGCUUGAGAAAGAAAAACUUUUUAGUCAACUUAUGGAUGAUUUUCAUACUAAAAUUCUUAAGAAGCUGUGGGCCACCCGGAAGAUGACAUAAGCCCGCAGUGGGAACUGAGCUGGCCGAUGUAUAAGGCUGCCUGAGUUGCUUUUGAAAGAUUACUGUACAGAAUUUUUAAACAGAGAGUGGUGUUACCCUCUCUCCUCUGCCACAGCUUCUUUGGUUUCCUUUUUUUAUUAUUACUACCAAAACAGUUCUUAUGUAAUGGAAUGGAUUAAAGUGGCAGAGGGUCUGUUUUGGUAUGCCACUUCCGUUUUGUAAAUAUUGACCUUUUCGCUCAGUUGCUUCCAUGGCAAAAUUGCUCGCUUUUCGUGUUUUUUCCUCAACUCCUCAGUCUGUCUGUACACUGUUGGCCCAGGGUGUUUUCAUGAUGAAAUGUGUGUAGGUCAGUAAGGGCUAAGGACCUGGGUUGUCCCCAGCUCCAUCUCUCAAGCUGACUCAUGGGAAGGGCUCUUGUCACUUCAUCGUGGUGGGUUUGUUUAUCUCUUUUAUCCUGAGGGAACACAGACUCACAUGCCACUUACUGACGCUGCCAGCUCUUCUGGCUGCAGGCUCUGCCGAAGUCGUAGGCUCUGUGGGCUCCAGCGCACACAGUGAAGCGGAGGCGGAGCCCACACUUUCUUAGGGGUUGGCCGGGUCAUUUCAGGAGCAAGGGGCUCAGGUGAUCAUUUCCCGUGCUUCUUGGUAUUUAGCCCUGCUCAUCCCGUCUGGCCUGUGAUGGAACUUCGUCACCGUUCCCUUGAACUCACCUUGCAUUAGGGGGCUGGCUUUACUUCAUCAGUUUCCAUACAUAGGAAACCUCUGACACACCAAGGGAAGCACGCAUCUUCCGAAGAACGGGUGCCUGCUUUGCUCUCUCCGUUUUAACAGUCAGAUCUUUGUUGGGCCAUCUGUGUCUGGGGUGGGGGGUGCUCUUUCUUGGUACCUGCCCCUUAGGACCACAUGCACCAGAAGCCCACGCACUGGUCAGUCAUUUCAGGAGCAGGCAGGACCCGAGGUGUGGGUAUAGCCUGGUGGAGGAGCACUUCCCUAAGGGGUGCAGAGGCCCUGGGCCCCAUCCCCAGCGCCUCCUAAAACAAACCACAUGCUUGCAGCCAGGGAAGAUGCAAAAAGAGGACAAAGAGGAAAGAACCUGGGAGGGCUGGGAGGAGCGGCGAGCCCUCUGACUUGAGCAAUCGUCAGACAUCAGGCAGCUUGCUUAAAGAACUGUGUGAGUUUCCAAGCGAGUGGGCAGUGCCAACAACUGUGUUUGUUUGGAUUUGCCCUGCGGAGGGCCAGUGUUUUUAUGUAUAGAAAAAAAUCCAUUCAUUUCUAUUUUCCUAAGUGUGUGUGUGUGUGUGUGUGUGUGUUUGUAUAUGUAUGUGUAUAUAUAUAUAUUGUCUAUAUGCUUUUCCUUCUAGAUUGAGAUCAUUUUGAAUACAAAUAAUCUUUCUUUUGAAACCACACUUUCCCAGCUUCCUUAGAUUUGUAAUAGUUUGAAAGCUGUGUUGGCAUUCACCUCCUGUCCUGAUGUGUUGAGCCUGCUCAUGGCUUCCCAUGCGGCUCCUGGUUGUAAGGCGGUGUUAAAAGUGCAACCAUGGUUCUGCUACGUGUACACACACACAGACACACACACACACACACACACACACACACACACACACACACACACCAAAGACAGAGUUGGUUCUGGGCCACCCCCGUCCUAGGACCUCCAUUCCCAUGUGCCAGUCUCUGCGACUGGAGCACUUUACUGUCUCAGCCCUGUGGCUCUGGUACUGCCUGGGCAGGUACAGAGGCUCCCAGAGCCGGGUGCCAGUGGCAUGUGUGGCCCCUCAACCAUGCUUUUACCUCUCUGGCCCAUUGGCCUCCAGCCUGGGGGGGGGGCGAGGCUGGCCACUAAGGCAAUUCACUGGGAAAUAAGAGAUUCUGUGAAUUGUAGAAGUAUUCAAGAACAGGAUGCAGCACCCGGAACGUCAUCGUGAUCGGAUGUCCUGUACUGUAUCUGUUUUCUUAAAAUCUCAACGGCUUCUGCGCAAAGUGCGUCUGCCUCCUGUGGGUAGACUGUCGUACUUAUUUGUUAUUUUGUCAUUAUCUCUCUCUCUCUCUUUGGUAGAACAGAAACUAGAUCCCCUUCCCCAUUCUGUGUUUGUCUGUCUGUGCGUGUGUGUGUGUGUGUGUCUGUGUGAAAACAUCAUGCGGGUUUUGUGCCUUGACAGCCUCCCCAUGUGAGGUUUGUAAAAAGUGUCCUGUGACUUCACCCCAACGUGGAAUAAACACAAAAUGACUUCCUGAGUGAUUCUUCAUAUUUUCUUCCCAGAAACAAGUUGAUGAAUUCGGGGGGGAAGGGGUGCUGAAAAAUCAGUUUCAAGUCUUUAAAAUAUGUAAUGGGUAACUACGCUUCUGUUUCCUCUUAGUGUUGUAUAUAUUUUGACUAUUUAUUAGGUUAGGAAGUCCAUGUUUUUAUUCAUCAACUGAGCCAAAUGUCUGUGUGCAAUUAUGUUUCCCUUACCUUUCUUUGUAAAAUUUUGUACAGCAUAAAGGAGUAAAAAACAAAAAUCACUGUUUUUCUAAACUUCUCAGAAUUAAGGGUUGUAAAUACCGUAGGUUCUUUUUCUGUGUAAUGUGCCCUACUGUUUCAUAAUGCUGUAACUUGUAGAGAUGUAUAUUUAUUUUCUGCUUAUUUAAUGUCUUAAGUUCUUAAAAGUGUUGACAUCCCUGUCCCCCAAUCCCCUGCCACCCCAUGAAUCGCUUCAGCUCCUGAGGUGGGGGCAAUGACUGGGUUUGUUCCCGAAGGUGGUCUCUGCUCUGGCUCCUGGCAUUCAGUUCUUGGGUUCUGCUGCCUUUCUGAUGAGUAUUUCACUGCCAGUGAGAUGCCCUAGAUGUGGUAGGCUGGAAGACUGGACUCUUAAAAAAAAAAAAAAAAAAAAACAUCAAAUCCAUUUGUAAAGCAGCUGGCUUCUGAGGAAAACAGAUUUACCAAUAAGUUGACCAUAUCUUUAAAGAAGUAUUAGCAGCAGAUGGGGAAGAUUUUUUUUUUUUUUAAUUGAAAGAGUAUCUUUGACAACUCAGUGUUGAGAGAAAUAAAAUUCUGCCACUUCUUGAGGUGCUGUUGUGUGGCUGUCCUGGGUCAGAGAGGGGCAGGAAGGGCCUGUUUCUAGAGCAUUUGCCAAGGACACCUGUCUCAACAGGGCACUGCUGCAUGGUUCCUAUGUUUUGAGGUCUGUGGACUAACCUAGGCCAGUCAGCUCCUGCAGGUCCGUGACCUUGCACCAACUCUCCCAUUUUUCUUGAGAGGUUGGAGUCCCCACCAGCCUGGGUGUCAAGAUGGAAGAGCUCCCUGAAACUCUAGGGGCGCGUGACUUCAUGCUGAUGGCUCUGUCCCCCCUGCUGAGUUAGCCCGGUGCCUGUGUGGGGCUACCCCGUACAGCUAUGUUCAGGUCGCUUCCACACAUGUUCCUAAGUCAGCGGGGAAUCCUUCCUAAACAGCCUUGCACAAAGCACCCUCAAGUUUCCAGCAAAGUACUUGACCUCUUUUAUUUGGGAAUUCCAAACUCUAAUCUAAUAGUUCAAAUAGGUUUUCCUGUCUAGAUUCUGUGACCAGCGGUCGCUGUAUCCAGACGUGUCAGGUACCCUUUGAUAAACAGCACUGACCUCUGUAUAGUGCCCCAUCACUAACGAACCCAGCGUAUGUAGCAUUUGUUCUUGCAGUUUCCCUGGCUUCCUUUAUGUUUUGCACUGAUGAAUUUUGACAGGGUAAUUGCCACUCUACUUGUGCAAUACUGCUGUAAAUAACUGCAGAUUUUUUAAAGAAACUCAAUCUUUUAUGUUCUUAAUGAAUUUUAUAUGAAUAAAACUUGCGACUAGCUUUCGUGAA